Colletotrichum chrysophilum is the source of this 3315-nucleotide messenger RNA. RefSeq lists its product as uncharacterized. Lineage: Eukaryota; Fungi; Ascomycota; Sordariomycetes; Glomerellales; Glomerellaceae. The transcript is spliced from 2 exons. The record is from RefSeq and is a predicted model, not a curated record. Gene Ontology annotation, molecular function: microtubule binding. Bases 1 to 3315 code for a protein of 1104 amino acids.
AUGGAGACCGACCCAGUACACAAUCGCUACCGCUCUCGCAUUCUCAGGGAGAUGAAUGCCAACCGCGAAAACCCCUUCAACUCCCCGCCUUCCUCCACCGGCUCCCACGGCACUGUCAGCCCGACCAUGACUUCCGUCUUUUCAGACCCUGAUGGCGAGUCCACGCGCAGACUCAACGAAGAAAUCGCCCGCGUCACGAACCGUCACAACGGCAAGAUUCAAGUUGACUUGGAAGCUGCUCACCGCAAGUGGCCUGAAUUCUACGGCAAGCCCAAGAAAGCCGACACAAAAACUGACAAGGCCGCCACCAAGGCCAACGGAUCGCUACGCCGUAAAGAGGACGUAUCUCACAGGAGCAUCGUGCAAAAGUAUCUCUCUAAUCUUGACGACGAUACACAAGACGACAACACCUGGCAAGGUUCUAGGAGGACGCGCGCUGAGAUGCAGCCCCGCGUCGACAACGAGUCCGAUCUGUCGUCCAACAUCUCGAAAUCACCUUUCCGUUUCGACAUUAAUGCUGACAACUUCCGCUUCAACCCCGACCAACAACGACAUCAGAGCCCUCUCGCAAAGCACUCACGCACGGCCUCUGGUAACUAUAAGGCUGCCCGCCGGGCAUCCAUGGCUACUAAGAACGAACGCCGGAAAUCAGACUUCCUCGCCCCUCCAACGCAGGCAACGCCCAAGCCAGCACCAGUCGAGAACGCCCCAGCGAACAACGCUACACCCGUUACUUUCGAUACCAUUAAGAAUACAUUCCCAUCACCGGCGACGACCGACAGCCCCGCCCAGAAUAACGUCACUUCCCGGUCAUUCUUCAUGCCUGACAUCUCCCACCUCAAUGACUUUAUCUCUGGAAACCUCCGUUUCGACGGCGCGGUAAAGAACGGCGUGCCUGUCUUUGUGAAGAAUGGCCGCGUUCGUGAUCGCGUCGAGACCCUGCCGCCCAGGGAUCAUGCUGAGGUUGACGGUCUGGCGAUUCCCGAGGAUGAGGAGAAGAUGUUUGUAUCCCUGGAUAUGAUCCGGGACGAGAUUUGCAAUCUCCAAGAGCAUGACGAUCUGGUGCAGAGACAUGCGCUGGACCUCGAGGACCAGGUGGGCCAUCUGCAAAGCGAGCUCAAGCGAUUGAAGGGCCGCAAGGCGAAUGAUAGUGCCCUCGGCUCUCGGACAGAGUCGGAGCCUGAGACUGCCGCCAACGAGCGGUACAACACUGAGAGGACACAUAUCGAGUCCCAGUUGACGGCCCUCCAAUCCCGGCUUGACCAAGCGACCACCCGAAUCGGCAUUAGCGAGGUUGAGAACAACACUUUGUCACUCGAGAGAGAUCGGGCCUUGAAGAAGCUCUCAGAAGCUUGCGUCAACAUCGGCGAACUGAUGGACAAGAUUGAGAUGCAAGGCAAGGAGCUUCAUGAGACACAGGAGAAGCUUAACGCCACCCUGGAGAUCAACCACAACCGAGAAACCAUCCAGAAGACGUCGAGCUUCAAGCACAGCAACGACGUGUUGCAAGUGGACAACAAGUCUCUUCAGGCAGACAACCAGACCCUUCGCAGAGAACAAUAUUCUUUGCAACAAGAGCUGGAGGAGGUGCGAAAGGACAACAACAUCUUGCGUCGGGACCACGAGUCUCUCAUAGAGGAGAACAGGUCGCUGCGCAACAACAACCGGUCACUCAGAAGUGAGAUCGACGAACUUCGUCAAAUUGCCGAGACCUCCAAGGAAGACAUCCAAGCUGCUCAUGAGGAGGUUGAGGCUUUGCAGGUAGAACUUCAGACUCUUGAUCAGGAGAAGGGUAUUCUCAAGGAGGACAACGAUAGCCUCGUUCGCCACAACGAAAAAUACUUUACCGAGAACAAGCUUCUCCGUCGCGAAAACUCUGGCUUCGAGAAGAGCAUCCACGAUCUUCACGACGAGAACAUGCGCCUCAAGGAGGAAAUUGAGUUACUCAAGCAGCAACUUGACCACUGUCGCCCUCUGGGUAAGACCGAGGAGUUCUCCGCGCGCGUUGACAAGAACAAGGAAGCGGAGGACGAUGAAGAAGAGGAGGAGGAGGAGGAAAACAUGACCUCGGCAUUCUUCAUGCCUGACAUUACGAUUGACAGCACGCAGAACUCGAGAGUCAUCGACAUGACUGGCGAAAAGGAGACACCGAGACGUGCUACUCCUAGUAAGAGGACUCUUGAGAUCACCGAGACGACGGAGCAGACAGACCGCAGUAUCAACGACCAGGACACUUUCCAGAGCCAGCAGAGCUCAGUCGCCGAGUCUCGUCCCAAGACACGCCCGUCCACCUCUCGUGCCAGGAGCUCUUCGAGCCAAGGCCAGAAGGUCGCCUUCUCUCUGCCUGAUCGAUCUGCAUCAACCAGCAAAACCUCCAAGGCCUCGAAUGUCGCGAACAAGGGCAGCAAGAGGAGCAGCAACUCUCGCAUCACCUCCAAGAGCUCCCUCAAGAACGGCUCUGUCCCCGACCUGGAUCCCUUUCAGGCAGACGAUGAAGACAACAUGCAAUCGCCCGAACACACUCAAACUCAAUCCAUUGUUCUCGAUGUGAAGAGCCGGAAGGAGGGUUCCUCGAAGUCUCGUACUGUUCGCCAGGAGACGACGAACACCACACGCAACUUGACCAGCCAGAGCCAGAAGAGCGUGUCGGUUAAGUCUUCUGCCAAGCCCUCCCAGAACAAGUCGACGACAAUCGACCUGAUCACCCAAGGCGGACUGGACAACACGACCACCGAAAUCAAGGGCAACUGCCCUGGUCUGUCGUCUGAUGCGCGCCGUGUUCUGGAUAGCUUGUCGGGACACAGCUGCACCAACUGCAUUGUUUGCACCCGCAUCAAGGCUCAUCGAGGAACGGUUACUGCGGCCGAUAUCGCCGAGGGCAAGAAGCGCAUCAAGAUUUCCCGGCCAGUUCCUCCCUCGGAACAGUACAAGCAGUUGGGUAUGUCAACAGAGGACAACACUGUACGACCCUCUCAGGCCCCUGGACACGCUCUGGCAAAGGUCAUCAAGGGACUGGAGGACGAAUUGGAGCACAUGAAGAUGGACAGGGCGAAGAAGCAAGCUCGAUACGACGGCCACAACCCCGCCCUCAGCGAGACCAAGCGCAAGCAGUUGUACGCAGAUAUCCAGGUCAUGAUGACGACCGAGGAGGUCAAGAAGGGCCAGAUUUACGCCCUCUACGACGUUUUGGAGGGUCAGAAGCAGGUCGGGCAGGACAUGUCAGAUGAAGAGCUCGACGUGACCGUAUUUAGCAUUACAGGACUGAGCGUCAGAGAGAUUACGGAGCAGAUUACUUGGGAGGGCAUUCAGGGAUAG